CCGAUCCUUUUGCCGUCCACCGCUGGAUAGACCCACCGAACCAUGACGAACCCAGCCACAGAUAGCGGUGCACCUAUCGCGCAACCUGCUCCCAAAAAGGAGGACGGUACUGUCGAAGAAAGCUCGCACGAGCAGGUCGUAACGCCUUGGGAAGUCCAAGGAGCCCAAGUCGACGGCAAGUUGGUUGCGAUCGACUACAAUAAGCUGAUUGAACAGUUUGGCACACGCCGGAUUGACGAGCCGCUGUUGGAGAGGCUGGAACGGUUGACGGGGCGUAAACCUCAUCCUUUCUUGAGGCGAGGACUGUUCUUUUCUCACAGAGAUCUGACGCAGUUACUUGACCGAUAUGAAAAAGGCAAGCCAUUUUAUCUUUACACUGGACGUGGGCCUAGUAGUGGUAGCAUGCACGUUGGACACAUGGUCCCCUUCAUUUUCUGCAAGUGGUUACAGGAUGUAUUCCAAUGUCCAUUGGUGAUCCAGCUUACCGAUGACGAAAAGUUUUUGUUCAAACAAGAAUUAAAGAUGGCCGACGCUUUGAAAUAUUCAUUGGAAAAUGCCAAGGAUAUCAUGGCUUUUGGUUUCGAUCCCGAGAAGACUCUAAUUUUUUCAAACUUGAACUACAUGAACGCCGGGUUUUAUCAGAAUGUUGUAAAGAUUGCAAAGUGCAUCACCACAUCCGUGUCAAAAGCAACCUUUGGAUUCAAUGACAGUGACAACGUCGGCAAAGUUCACUUUGUCUCCGUCCAAGCGGCUCCAUCUUUCUCCAACUCCUUCCCACAAAUCUUUGGUCCAAAGGGCGACAUCCCCUGUUUGAUUCCGUGUGCCAUCGAUCAGGACCCGUACUUUCGAUUAACCCGUGACGUCGCGAAUCGACUAAAAUAUCCCAAACCUGCCUUGAUCCAUGCCAUGUUCUUCCCCGCUCUUCAGGGACCGGGUAGCAAAAUGUCCGCCUCUAACCCGAACUCGGCCAUUUACCUCACCGAUACCCCUGCACAGAUCAAGAACAAAAUCAACAAGUAUGCGUUUUCUGGAGGUGCUGCGACCCUAGAGGAACAGAGAAAGUUUGGAGGGAACCCAGAUGUAGAUGUUAGCUUCCAAUACCUCCGAUUCUUCCUAGAGGAUGACGAGGAACUUGCAGAUAUAGAGGCCAAGUACAAGAGCGGAGAGAUGCUGACAGGCGAACUUAAGCAACGUUGUAUAGCGGUUGUCUCUGCCUUGGUCAAAGACAUGCAGGAUCGCCGGAAAACCCUCACGCAGGAGAUAGUGGACAAGUUUUUCAACGCGGGACCAAGAACCCCCUUUGCACCAGCAGCACCCGUCCAGGCCAGUACCUAGGGCAAUAUCGUUGUAGUUCGAUAUAUAUUGUACAUACACUGCUUCGUAGAAUGAAUAGAAGUGUUUGGAGUCUGCCAUCAACCAUG
Spizellomyces punctatus DAOM BR117 is the source of this 1421-nucleotide messenger RNA. Its product is annotated as tryptophan-tRNA ligase. Bases 43 to 1335 code for a protein of 430 amino acids. The record is from RefSeq and is a predicted model, not a curated record. Gene Ontology annotation, cellular component: cytoplasm. NCBI's taxonomy places the organism in Eukaryota, Fungi, Chytridiomycota, Chytridiomycetes, Spizellomycetales, Spizellomycetaceae. The transcript is spliced from 7 exons. Gene Ontology annotation, molecular function: tryptophan-tRNA ligase activity; ATP binding. Gene Ontology annotation, biological process: tryptophanyl-tRNA aminoacylation.